This is a messenger RNA of Salvia hispanica, 1522 nucleotides long. RefSeq lists its product as uncharacterized. The record is from RefSeq and is a predicted model, not a curated record. NCBI's taxonomy places the organism in Eukaryota, Viridiplantae, Streptophyta, Magnoliopsida, Lamiales, Lamiaceae.
AUUUGCCUCUAGCUUCCUCCGCUCCUUCAACCAACUCUCUUUCUCUCUCUCUUUCACACCUUCAAUCUCUAAGAAAUGGGCCGCAAAAUCGAAAUGAAGAAGAUUGUGGAUGUUACCAAAUGCCAGGUAACAUUCUCGAAGCGUCGCAGCAGUUUGAUGAAGAAGGCCAAUGAAUUGGCUGUGUGCUGCGAUGCUGAUGUUGCUUUCAUAGCAUUUUCUCCUUCUGGCCGUAUUAGCAAAUUUUCCAAUCUAAAGAAGAUUGAAGAUUUGCUAUAUCGGUAUGUGAAUCUGCCGGCGGACAAGAGAUUGAGCCACAUAAGCAACGUGCAGGAAAAACUGGAGAAGAUUAACAAUCUUAGCCAUAUCAAUGGCGACUCGAGCAAGCUGCACUAUCUUGAUAAGCAAAUUGAGAAUCUUGAGCUGCAAAUCAAGAAAACCAAUCUAGAAUCACAAAUUCUAGAAACCGACAUCAGGGACUAUGAAAUUGCCCCUGACCAAGAGCCUUCAUUGCACCAAUUGUCUUGGUGCGAGAGAAACUUGACCCAAUCUUUACAAAGGGUCAUUGCCCGAAAGAUGGAGUUCACUUCUGCUAACAAGGGCAAGCAAGUGCCUGUAGCAGAAAACCCUAGCUCCAGCCAAGUCUUCAUGCAAAAUGAUCCUUGGAGUACUGGUCUUUCUAGUGCCGGAGCUCACGAAAGCAUGUUCAAUGACUUCCAAGGAAGUGAGAACAUGUUUUCAACGGAUCUAAACAGAGCUCCGUUUCAACAAUCCUCAUCACUCCACACUACUUCAGAGCAUUGCACGACGGAUCCACCAGUAUUCCAAUACCAAGAACAAAACAAUGCUCAAGCAAUGAAGCAAUCACUGCCCAUGGAUCAACCCCUUCCCUUCUUCGACUUCAAUGAGCCCAACAAUGCCGAUGCAUACAAUCUCGAUGGCGAUGGCGAUGGUGAUGCCGAUGCCGAUGCCGAUGUCGAUGCAUAUGUGCUAUUUUCAGAUUCUGUUAACAUGUCCACUGUGGACUCAUGCAGCGUCCAAUUAGACCCUAGGCCGAGCACGGGCGUGUCAACGACAAACCCUAGCACGUCGGAAGUCCCACGGACCGUCUUCGACGAGAUGGGAAUGUUGACGUCCGACUUGAUGGGCCAAUUUAGGCACAUGGACGAGGGCGAACAGGCCGAGAACACUACAUUCACCUACGGCAACAAUGCUGGAGAUGAAAAUAGUGUGGCUCCCGGGACCACAAGCAUGGACCAACAAGGUCCACCUUAUGUUCCUCAACAGGAGGAGCCAAGUCAAGUGCCUGAAUUUGACAAUAAUCUUUUGGAGGAAACAAGGGAAGAUCAGUCACAAUGGGACAUGAACCAACAAAGGAACAAUGUCUUUUGGGAGUGGGAUGAAUUUCUUCUGGAUGAAAAUUUCAAUUUUCAUAAUUUCCCCCCACUCUAAGAGACUCUAGCUAGGGUUCAUUUUUCAUUAGUGCAUGGGCGUGAUUGUAAAUAUACCUUGAGCAUUAUAUGAU